Molecule: messenger RNA, 6800 nt
Organism: Ostrinia furnacalis (Asian corn borer)
Lineage: Eukaryota; Metazoa; Arthropoda; Insecta; Lepidoptera; Crambidae
Exons: 17
Coding region: 181-4797 (1538 amino acids)
Source: RefSeq, a predicted model, not a curated record
AGCGAGGCACUCCGCCGAACGUAUUUAGUUAGUACACGCCGAGUGUUCGACUAAGUUAGUCACGCUGCCCGAUUUCGCGACGACCGCUCCACGCGUAUACAAAAACGUUGACCGCACAGUGCUCCACAACGUAAACAAAACAGUGUGAGAGUUAAGUGUUUAUUGUGUAAUGUGACGAUUAUGACCAGUGUUCUAAAAAAGUCUAAAGGCACAAAAGGUAAAUCAGAAUCCAUGCAAGAGGACCUGCCUUCGAGAUGGGGGAAUGACUCCCGAGGGAUGGAAGAUGUAGGCAAACUUAUCAAGUACAUCGAUGACAGUAUUAUUGGCAAAGGAAACUCGUUUUGCGGACCAUUUGGAAGGAGGAAAGUUGUAUACUGCGACUACAAUGGCUCGGGCCGCACGCUGCAGUGGGUCGAGGACUACAUCGCCAGGGACGUGCUACCGACGCACGCCACCAGGUGUACGGCUCUCUCGUACACUUCUGGACAGAGCGAGAUUUACAGAUCGGAAUCGAAAGCAAUAAUCCGGAGUGCAGUGGGAGCAUGUCCAGAAGACGUGGUGAUCCUCGGGGCCACCCUGCCGAGGUUCCUCCGAGCCCUCCGGCCGGAGAAGGUGGCCCUCUUCGUGUCCUCCAGGGAGACGGAGCGGCUGCUCAUCACGUGGAGGGAAGUCGGUGCUGAGAUAAUCAAGAUACCCGAAACCAAAGAAGGGUUUAUUGACCUGAACAACCUUGAGCAAAAAUUGCAGCUGCACGCUGGCACAGGAAAGAAGAUGAUCGGUUUCUUCCCAGCAGCUUCAAAAUUGACUGGUGUCUUGGCUGAUGACGUAGCCACCACCUUGCUUCUACACCAAUACGAGGCUCUGUCUUUCUGGGACUACACUCUGGUGGCACCAUCCUCAGCUGUAGACAUGAAUCCGACCUUCCCAGGAGUGGAUGAGCAGAUGGUGAAGAAGGACGCGCUGUUCUUCAACUGUGAGAAGUUUGUUGGGGGAGUCCAAGGACCAUGUAUCGCUGUGGUGAAGAAAGAAGUGUUCAAAGACACGCCUUUGUAUUGUGAGGAUGUUGAGAUGCUGUCAGAGAGAAUAGAAGAGCUGAAGACUACAGAGGCGGUGCGAGCAGCAAUCGUGAUGCAGCUGCGUGAUGCCGUCGGUCUUCAGAUCAUCGCGGAGAGGCAGGACUAUAUUACCAGACAAGUGCUCUCCCACAUAAAGAACAUCCCCGAGCUGAUAGUCCUCGGCCACGAGUCUCCCACAGUCAGACGGCUGCCCAUCUUCUCCAUCAUGGUGAAGCACCCUCGAGGAACCUUCCUCCACCACAACUUCGUCUGUGCAGUCCUGAACGACGUCUUCGGGAUCCAGGCUAGGGGAGGACUGAGCAGCAAUCUGAACUACGGGUCAGAUAUUCUGGGGAUUGAUGACCAGCUCUUGAGAGAGUACGAGAAGUUACUGGAUGUUGAAGCACAAAGAGAAAUCUCGCGAGUUCGGAAACUAAGCGACGUGAAGGCACCAGACGUUCCAAUUUACAAUGAGCACCUCCGACCAGGAUUCUGCAGGGUGUCUCUCCCUUUCUUCAUGUCGGAGAGCGAGCUGGCCUUCGUUUUGGAGGCUUUGAAGAUGGUCGCCACCGAAGGCUGGAAGAUACUGCCACAGUAUGUCGUGAACCCGCAAACAGGACAAUGGAGGCACCACACGUGCUCCAUUUUAAGAGACAAGAAAUCUUUGUAUUCCCUGAGAUUCAAUGAUGGAAAAGUCACAUCUCAUGAAAGAAGAGUUUCUGGACCCGGCAUAUUCCCCCAAACAUACACGGAAUGCUUACAGACUGCAAGAAACCUCUUCAAUAGAGCAAGAAAGCUUGCCAUGAAAUGCACAACAGCUGAACCCGAAGUCACAUUCAAUCCUCGCAUAGACUAUUUGAGAUGGUUCAUGCUGCCAAAGGAAGCGCACGACCUUUUACUCGGACGAUCGGCUAAUGUCAAACAUAUUGUGCCAUUUGACCCGUCAGGGUACACAGGGGCGAGGAAGAGUCUAUACAUCUCCAGGUCUUCCAUUACUUCCUCCCCCACACUAGGGUCAUCGCCGAGACAUUUCAGCUUAUCAGCUAUUGAUGAUUGCCAAAUAUUUAGACUGAAACAAAAACAGAAGUUCUUCUCGAGAGAAUCAAGUCUUAAAGAAACGCAAAAAGAAGACACUAUGUCACAUCCAGUUCAGUUUGCGCUAGGGGAAUCUGUAUCGCCCCUGCGUCUCAUUCCUUCUGCAAGAAAACCAAUGUUAAUGAGAUCCAGGUGCUACAGCUUAGGCUCUGAUAAUCCACCAGUAGCUCUGAGUGCGCAAACUAAACUAAAUCUCGGUCUCAAAGAAGCCAGCCCAAAUAAUACAAAUGAAAAAGCAAGCAUGUUUUGCAACUGUGGAAGUCAGACUGAUCUCCAGUCCUUAGACGACCCAAUGAUCUCACCCGGAAAGGCAUUCUCGUACAGCACCCAGAGCAGCACGUCUGCUUCGGAUUGUAGUCAAGUGGGACGAGUUUCACCUACAACGUCACUAACCUCACAAACAUCAGAAGAUAUUCAGGCAUACGUUAAGGAAAUGACGAGAGAAAUUGCCACUGAAAUCAAGUCUGAAAUACGUGAGGUUAUCUCUAAAGUAGACGAUAUUUUAGAGAACUCAGAUGCUCUUGAACAGUCGAAUGCAAGCAUGACCUCUAUAUCUAGUCAAAACGAAAGAAAUUCGGUAUCGGUCAUAGAUGUAGCGGAAUAUUUGAUGGGCAUGUCGAGAGAAAUGGCGUCGGAGGUAAAACAUGAAAUCCGAGAGAUGGUUAAUCAGGUGGAUGAAAUGAUAUCUCCAGAUUAUAAUGGCACAAGUUCCAGAAAGAGUUCACCACCUCAGAGAGGUAGAAGAAGAAUAGGGUCUGGGCCAGAAUUAGGGUUAGAUUUGCAAAGGGCACCGCAAAGCUUGCGUAAGUGUCCGACUAGUCCAGUGCUUCCGACUCAGUUCAUGAAUGAUGAAGAUUCUCGAUUGAAGCGGUCUCCAAGUCAUCAGUCGCCAAAAUCAGCGCAGCGCACUCCUUUACACGAGACCUCUGGACCCAACAGUAUCUCCUUUAACUCGAGUGAGACUUCGACGCCUGACACUAUUAUUCAAGUAGUGACAACGUCACAAAACUCUCCAGUUAUGCCCAAAUCUUCAAGUUCCAAUAAACUGUCAGACGAAGAAACCAGUUGCAAUGAUGUGACGUGCCGACACUGCUGUAUUAAAAAGACUUGGUGCCAAAAUCCUUCAAUUAGCUCUCAGGACAGCGGUAUCAAUAUGACAUUCACUGAGACCGACUCAUAUUUGGACUUCGUAAAAUGGAGAACUUCCUCAGAUCCGACGACGAAUAAGGCGAAGAAGCCCCAAGGGCGAAUUCGGAUUUGCCAGAAAUACGAGAAGAGCGAGGUGCCAGACAUAAUCGAGGGGGUCCCCGUGUGCUCCGGCGACCACGUCCGGCAGAAGAGGUACGACGAAACCACUGACUCUGGCAAAGUUGCUUUCCAAAUCCCAGACGAAACUGAGAGGCCAAAUAGAUCGGUGACAACAUCAGCAGACCUGAAGAGGUGCAGCAGGUCCUCAAACGCGUCUUCCAGUUGCUCAGACCGCAGCUCACGAUCGAGUGGGUAUGGCACCGACCAGCGCGUGUCCAGUGAAGACCAUUUCUAUGAGAGAAGCGAGUCUGAAUGCCGUUUGCUUAAAGAAGAAUGUGAAUGGGAGGAGGAUGACAGCAGUGCGUGCAGCGACACCUCCCUCACAGACUUCACCAUCGACGAUGAGGGCAAGUGGCACUGCCCUCCUAAGGACAUUUGGAAGGCUACGGUUGAGGCAAUCCACGAGUUCAACAUGAUAAGGCCAAGCGACAAAGUCCUGGUGUGCCUGUCAGGCGGCCGCGCGUCCAUUGCGUUGCUCCACACCAUGCAUCAGUACCAGUUCUACGCUAGGUCCAAGGGAAUCCACUUCAGUAUCGGCGCAUUGUUUGUGCACGAAGACAAAUCAGAUAUGGACCCUCGAUACCUGAUGGCAUACUGCAGAAUGCUCGGGGUCAAAUUCAUCUAUGAAGACAAGGUGGACGUCGAGGGUACACAACGUCGCGGAAGCUCAGGCAAGGUAUCAGAGCUGCACCGCUGGGCGUCGCACGGCGUGCGUCGACGCGCGUAUUCGGCGGCGCGUGCGCACGGCUAUGGUGUGGCGUGUGUAGCCCAGCCUUUGGAUCGGGCAGCAGCUGCUUUCCUGGCCAGUGCCUUCCAUGCUGGUGCGCUGGCUACGGUCAAAGCACAUUAUCGAGUCAAGGAGCACGACCUGCGCAUCAUCAGGCCGUUCAUCUAUGUGCGCGCGCGCGCUUUGGACGCGUUCGCGCGCGCGCGCGGCCUGCCCGACUUCCGUGCGCCGCCCGACCUUGACUCCUCCCCUCCUGACAGUCCCACCAGCAGCGACCAUGGAGAGAACAGCAAAGAGCCAGCACACAUUGAGUGCUCUGUGUCUGACCCGUGCGGUUCGUCGAGCAAGAUCGCGAGCACGUCAACCUGCGCGCUCGCGAGCACGCUCGCCGAGCCCCUCGACUUGGCCCGCAGCCUGUUAGAGUGCCAGGAGCGCGUUCACCCGUUCCUGUUCGCGAGCCUUAAGAAUGCGCUUCAUCCGUUGAUUAGUGCCAGGAACAUCGAGAAAGAUCUGAAAGAGCAUAGACACAGAAAGAAGUCGGUGAUCCAAAUGAAGAACGGAGCCCCCGUCUACGAUUCAGAAGAAGGAACCGACGAGGAACCAGUGCCAUAAGUAACUGACUUUGUGAAAUGACACAACACUAGCCCAGCAGUGGGCAUUUGAGACUUGAAGCUCAACAACGCCAUAGUAAGGAUAAAACGUACGGACGAAGACUUUUAAGUAAGCUACAAAUAAGCUGUCAGAACAAAAAUUGUGCUAUCACAUCGAUUGGUGUGGAUAAACAAACUAUCACUCAUAUUCUUUGGUGACUAAUAAAACGUUGUAACUAAGUAUUUGCGUGCGCAUUUUAACAUGAUUUAAAAUUGUAACCAUUGCUAUGACACAAUUUUUAUUCUGAACAACGUGUCUAGGAGCAAUAAAUACUUAGAAAUCUUCGUCUAAGGAUGAAUAAUAUCCGAUAUUUUUACAUUUAAGACAUGAAUGUUGACUACAGAGAGUUGAUAUUUUUAUGAUGGUGAAAUGAAGAUGGAAACAGAAUAUUUUAGGUUUAGAUGUAUGGUUGUUGCAUUUCGCUACUAUUACAGCGAAGAAUGUUAUGAAUUAUAAAUUCAACUUUGUAAUAAAGGUACAAAUUGUGUUACGUUAAGAAUUUUACUGUAACUGUGGUUCAAUGAGAAAUGAAGGAGUGAAAGCACUUGCAUGAAGAAUGUUACGUGCAUGUUAUUUUUAUAUUUUAUACUUGAUUACUGAUUGAAAAAUAAAUUUAUUUUACUGGGUGUUUUGUUAAUAAGCAGGUCAAUUCUAGAGUAGUCAGCAAUACAUAUUUUUUAUAUCAGAAUGAAUUACUUACGUUUUGACCUCUUAAUUUCAGCACCCAAGCUUGCAUCCAUGUAUCAUUUAAUCACCUAGAAUUUGAAAUUGGCGGCUCUUGAUAUCUAUGAAGCUAGAGAUCUGGCAAAUUAAAAAGAGUCUGAUAUUAUGGUUUUCAUUGGCCUAAUCUUUAGUUGCUUAGCUAUUGGCCUAAUAUUAGUUUUUUCACUUGAAGAAAGUAGGAGUCCCACUUCAUAGUGAGUGCGAACAUGCACAAUAGGUAUAUGUUUUAUUAUUGUUGUCAAUUUCUUAAUUUCUAUUGUGCUAGUUUUGUUCUAAAAAUGUUUAAUUUGUUAAACAGACCAAUUUGUGAUUCCUCAGUGAUUGUUUUGUUUGUAUUGAGACCUUGGGCUGUCGUGAUUACAGUCCUGUGAGCAUGUGUGAGUGAGUUUAUAUUCUGUAUGCUCGGGGUUGCCAUAUUGAUUAAAUAUUAAACUACUAAUUAUAAUUAUUGUUUAAUUUUGAAUAGUUGUGGAAUUGAAAACAAAGUGCAUUUGUUACAGUCUGCUAUGAAUAUUAAUGUUAGGAGUUAUGAUAUUCGAUGUUACUGUAUUAUGGACGUAAAAGGCCGUAAGAUUAGAGUGUUGUAUGGUGACAUUUUAGAAAUCUACUAUUUAUUGUGUCGUGUUGUUCGUAAACAGAAUUAUGGAUUAGUUAGAUAAGUGUUCAUGAAAUUCAGAUUUUAUAAUAGAUCUGUGACAAAGAAUAUUACUAUUUUGAGGAAUAUUAACGGUCUAUUACUAUGGUGUUACAAGAUAUAAUUAUACUUUAAUGUUGUACAAGUUUUCAUAUAAACUAAACAUCAGAAUGGUUAUUUAUGUAUACAAUGGUAGUAAGUAAGAUACCUACAGUAGACUAUAUGAAAGUUAUCAUUGUUAAAAAUUAUUAAGGUAUUUUAUUCAAGUUGCAUAAAUUGUAUUUUAUGUGAUGUUUAAUGAUUUUUACAACGAUUAUUUGCGAUUUGAUGGGAGAGAGCAUGUUUGUAUGGCAACAUUGGCAGUCAGGUUUUGUUUAAAAGCAAAUACAACGAAAUAUGACUGUCAAUGUGUGGACUGAUUAUGUUAUGUUUAUUUUAGCCUUUUUACUCAUAUUAACGAAUGAUUUCAACUUAUUAAAGUUGUUUUUUUAUAAUUCUUUGUUUCAUUUUCUUGUGAUUUUUAAGGAUGGCAAUUAUUUUUGUAUUGCUGAUGUUUAGAAGUAAGCUCCUAUUGAAGUAGGACUAAGUUUAGAAUUAACAUGAAAUG